Messenger RNA from Durusdinium trenchii, 2544 nucleotides. The record is from the annotation of a GenBank genome assembly. NCBI's taxonomy places the organism in Eukaryota, Dinophyceae, Suessiales, Symbiodiniaceae.
AUGGAUCCCCACACGCGCAGCCACCUGGUACAGCGUGUGCAAAAAUACUUCCUGGAGUUUUUACAGACCUUCAAGCGACCAACCGAAGAUGGAGGCCGUGAGGAUGACCUUUACUAUGUGAGCCAAGCGAAAGCAAUGGUGCGGGAAAACAAGAAGACCCUGUAUGUGAAGAUGGGUCAUUUGGAGCAGGCUGACCGAGAUGUUGUCUCCUUCGAACCUGAAGAUCUGAUCGCUGUCAUCCACAGCAAGUACAUGGUUGUGCGAGAUGCCGUCAAUGCUGCGCUGCCGCAACUGCUUUCAAACUUGGAAGAUCCUGACUUGCAAGCAGAGGUGGAAAAGAUGGACGAGCUCAAGUUUACGGUCGCCUUCUAUGACCUGGCGACCUACAGUGGCAUCCGAGACCUGCGAACUGAAAAGCUUGGCAGGCUUGUGACGAUUUGUGGUACAGUCACACGCACCACCGAUAUCAAGCCAGAGCUCUUAGUGGCCACAUGGAAAUGCAACGAGUGCCGCCGGGAAAUCAGCGGUGUAUCGCAAGAGUUCAAAGUGACAACACCGCCGAAGUGUCCAACGAAGAACUGUGGCAACACCACGAAUUGGAGCCUGCUUGCGGAGAGCCGUUCGACUCGAUGGGGAGAUUGGCAACGUGUUCGCUUACAAGAGAAUGAGCAUGAAGUCCCAGCAGGAUCCAUGCCACAGACCAUGGAUGUCAUUGUAAGAGAUGACUGUACCGAGAAGUGUAAGGCAGGUGACAAGAUCCAGAUCACCGGAUCGCUGAUUGUCGUCCCAGAUGUACCUACUUUGAUGAGCCCUGGUGAGCUGAAGGCCACGGUGCGGAGAUCUUUGAACACCAGGUCGGAUCCAUCCUAUGCUGCUGGUGAGGGAAUCCGCGGCCUGAAGUCCGUUGGAAACAGGGACCUCACCUACAAGCUGGCAUUCUUUGGCACCUACAUUGAUGAGGACUCGGAUUGGGCAAGCCGCGGCAGCGAGGAGAAGAGCGAGAACAUUCGAUCUGAAGAAAAGAUGUACCUGUCGCAGGUCGACAAGGAACGUUUUGAGCAGAUCUCUGAGCACGUGAAUGUGAGUGGGAAGCGUGACUGCCUGGACUUGUUGGCUCGCGCAGUGGCCCCAAGCAUCAGCGGCUAUCUGGAAGUGAAGAAGGGCAUCUUGUUGAUGCUGGUUGGUGGUGUGAAGAAAUCGACCAUGGAGGGAAUUCAGCUUCGUGGAGACGUCAACGUUUGCUUGUUGGGCGAUCCUGCAACUGGAAAGAGUGAGAUGUUGCGAUGGGUGUCCAAAUUCCUUCCGCGUGCGGUCUUCACCUCGGGCAAAAGCUCCACUGCCGCAGGUUUGACAGCAUCAGUGGUGAAGGACAAUGACCUGGACAAUGAACGGCUCAUCGAGCCCGGUGCUUUGAUGCUUGCGGAGCCUCAGAUGCAACGUUGCUGGUGUUUCGAUACUCGAUACGACGGAGGUGGGGUGGAGUCAGAAGAUACCAUGCCCGAUGACAAUGGUGUUUGCUGCAUUGAUGAGUUCGAGCUCAUGGAUAUCAAGGACAUGGUUGCAAUCCAUGAAGCCAUGGAACAGCAGACCAUCACCUUGUCCAAGGCUGGCAUUCAGGCCACGUUGAACGCCCGCUGUUCCAUUUUGGCAUCGGUUUUGCCGAAGAACACCUACUACCAGGCCACACUCCCCCUGCACAAGAACUGCGAGCUGAGCCCUCCGAUCAUGUCGCGUUUUGACCUCUUCUUCGUGAUGCAGGACAUCCGUGAUGAGACCCAAGACUUGACCGUGGCCAAGCACAUUGUGGCGUCGCAUCGUCGCAAGGAUGAUGAAGUAGCUCCACCUGUGUCGCAUUUGGAUCUGCAGAGGUACAUCCGCCUUGCUCGGACCUUCAAGCCAAAGAUCUCGCCAGAGGGAUCUGCACUCUUGGUGAAGUGUUACAAGAAGCUGCGUGAGGACCGGAGCUACACACGUGGUGGAGCCGGAGUGACGGUUCGUCAGCUUGAGAGCCUCAUCAGGCUUUCAGAAGCAAUCGCCCGCGUGUACCUGAGUGAGUGGGUGAGGCCGGAGCAUGUGAAGGAGGCCUUCGAACUUCAGAUCUCCUCCCUUCGGCAAUCAGAGCGUGAGAGCAUCGAUUUGGGUGCUGAAGACCUGGCGCCCACUAAGCGUGGCCGCGAGGACGAGGAGGAGCCGAGAGAAGCGGAGAGAAAGGCAGUGAAGCGCGUUCGCAUUACACACCCUGAAUAUAUGCGAAUGGGUCAGAUGCUUCUGAGACACCUCGUGGACCAAGCGGCUGCAGGGCAGGUGGUGACUGAGGGUGAUCUUAUCACCUGGUACAUGGAACAAGUUGAGCCAGAGCUAGUCACUGAGGAGCAGCUCUUCCAACGGCAGCAUUUGGUGCAGCUGGUGGUGAGCCGAAUGAUCGACAAGGAUCGAGUGAUCUUGGUGACGGAGCCGGCCAAGGAGGGGGAUCCCUUGCAGCCUGAAGGCCGUGUGCUGGAGAAGCAUCCCAAUGUGCCUGUGGACAGCCUGGAUAGAAUAUAG